Populus trichocarpa (black cottonwood) is the source of this 1257-nucleotide messenger RNA. RefSeq lists its product as uncharacterized. Lineage: Eukaryota; Viridiplantae; Streptophyta; Magnoliopsida; Malpighiales; Salicaceae. The record is from RefSeq and is a predicted model, not a curated record. The transcript is spliced from 2 exons. Bases 238 to 996 code for a protein of 252 amino acids.
UUUUGUUAACUUUCAUUUCGAAAGAGAAAAAAAAACUCGGGGAGGGAACAAGUGUUAACUAGUAGACCAUCCACCGACGAGGUUAUAUCACAUGUCCUACGCGUGGCAUGAACUAGGCCAUCGUGUCCUUCGAGCAAACCGCCACCUUCUCUUCUUGCACCAUAUAACCUGCACAAACGCAACCAAAAGGAUCAUCACAAGGCAAAAACAAAGAAGAUUUCAGUUACCAUCCUAACUAUGGCAGCCAUUAUCAUUGCCAAAAACGCUAUGCUCAAUCUCUCAAAAGCCUUGAUCCCUCAGCCCCCCUCUCUCUUCCCCAACUCCACGCCUAAAGUCUCACGGGUCUGCUUCACUACCUAUGCCUCCAAAUAUAACGAGGGACGGUAUGCAGCGGAGGAGGAUGAAGACCGAGCGUCAGGAUUUUCUGAGAGAGCGAAAGAAACUGCAAAUGAAACAAUUGACAGGACCAAAGAGCGUGCGGAGAAGGCGAAAGAACGUUCUAAGGAAAUGAAAGAGAAGGUAAAGGGAAAUGCAGAGGAAAUGAAGGAGAAGGCGAAAGGGUAUGCACACGAGACAAAGGAGAGUGCCAAAGGCACGGCGCAGUCUGCCGCUGAGAAGGUUAAGGAAGGGACAUACAAGGCAGCGGAGACGGUAGAGAGAACGAAAGAAGGAGCGAAAGAUUAUGCAUAUGUUGCAAAAGAGAAGGCUAAAGACGGGACAGAGAGCGUGGCGGAUACUGCACGUGAUGUGAAAGAGAAGGCAAAAGACUAUGCGGGAGCGGCAGGGGAGAAGGCAAAGGACGGGACUCAUAAAAUAGCUGAGACGGUGGAGAGUGUGGGAGAGAAGGCGAAACAGACAGUGAAGGGAGCAUUGGAUGCUGCGAAGGAAACUACACAGAAGAUUAAAGAGACUGUGGUGGGGAAAGAUGAUCAUCACGAUGAUGAUGAUUAUAGGAGGGAGAAGAUCGAUGAAGAUGUUGUGAAGUACAAGAGGUGAGCUGCUGCUGGAGAGAAUUGAUGAGGAUGUGAAGAAGAAGAAGAAGAAGAAGAAGAAGAAGAAAUACCGAGGGAGUGAGGUGUGCUAGAGCAUUUGGUUGUGUUCUUGACGGUGAUAAAAAUAAGUUAGUUUAAUUACAAUCGUAAUUGGGUUUUAUGUGGCCCGUAAUUUAGUUAAUUUUUGCUACUUUGAUAUUAACAACAGUGUACUGCUCCGACCCAAAAAAAAAUAAAAAAUAAAUAAAUAAAGCAAUUUGCAUCA